Molecule: messenger RNA, 1094 nt
Organism: Mugil cephalus (flathead mullet)
Lineage: Eukaryota; Metazoa; Chordata; Actinopteri; Mugiliformes; Mugilidae
Product: free fatty acid receptor 3-like
Exons: 1
Coding region: 126-1094 (322 amino acids)
Biological process (GO): cellular response to fatty acid; G protein-coupled receptor signaling pathway
Cellular component (GO): plasma membrane
Molecular function (GO): G protein-coupled receptor activity
Source: RefSeq, a predicted model, not a curated record
UUUAGCACACAUGUCAAACUUGUAACAACAAGGUUCGAAUACUUUGAUUUUAUUCCUCAUGACUUGUGUUUUCUUUCAUCCAGCGUCUGUGACAGUGUGUGCGUCCCUGACCUGAAGCAGCCGCCAUGCUGAACAGCAACCUGUUGCUCUCCGUCUACAUCCUCACCUUCCUGAUGGGGGUCCCCGCCAACAUCCUGGCCUUCUGCACCUUCUGCCGCAAGGUGUACCGCCGGGCCGCCCCGAUAGACGUCCUCCUCCUCAACCUCACCAUCUCGGACCUCAUCUUCUUGACCUUCCUGCCGUUUAAAAUGAAGGAGGCGUCCGACAACAUGGAGUGGCUGCUGCCCUACGAGCUCUGUCCCUUCACCGGCUUCCUCUUCUACGUCACCAUCUACAACAGCACCCUGCUGCUCACGGCCGUGAGCGUGGAGCGUUACCUGGGCGUCGCCUACCCCCUCAGGUACUCCCUGUGCCGCCGGCCUCGCUACGCCGUCAUCGCCAGCGUCACGUUCUGGGUGGUGACCUCUCUGAACCUCAGCAUCGUCUACAUCAUGCCCUACUUCCAGUGGAACAAGGGCAAAGACACCGACCACACCAACGGCAGCAGGCCCGCGCCGCCUCCACCCACCUGCUACCUGAACUUCACGGAGGACGAGCUCAAGAUCGUGCUGCCCGUCCGCCUGGAGCUCUUCUUCGUUCUCUUCUGCAUCCCCUUCGUCAUCUGCUGCUUCUGCUACGUCAACUUCAUCCUCAUCCUGUCCCGCCUCCCAAACAUCGGCAGGCGGCGGAGGGUGCGAGCCAUCGGCCUGGCGCUCGGCACGCUCAUAGUGUUCGCCGUCUGCUUCGGGCCCUACAACGCCUCCCACGUGGUCGGCUUCAUCCGCCAGGAGAGUCAGGAGUGGAGGAACGUGGCGUUGCUCUCCAGCACCUUCAACGCCUGCCUGGAUCCGGUCAUCUUCUACUUCUCGUCGGCGGCCGUCCGGAGCAUGUUGAAUCACUGCUUCAGGAACAUCGUGGCCAAGCUGCACAUCCUGAGGGGUCUUCGGCAGAAACCACCCAAGACUGAAAAAUACAAGGGAACGGCUCCUUCCUGA